ACAUGUAGCUCGAUACUACUGAGAAGACAGGAGAAUAAGGCCGCAACAGCGGCAUAAUUUAAACGUGAAGGAACUGCCUUCGCGCCUACGCACGUUUCACGUUGUGAUCUCCUCGUAGCGCUGAGGAGACAACGCCAUCUACUGCAGGCAGUAAGAACGUCGAGUCGAACGGCAAAAACAGGAGGGAAAACGUUUCCGCUGAAAGCUUACCAUGCAAAGUGCCUGCAGACAGUCAGUAAGAAUGGCACUGUCAGCAGUCGGGGUACUUGUGCUCAUGGGACUACUGGGCACUUGUCGGACGGCCUCGCUUGGCUCUCGCAGACCCAAACUGAUUUUGGUCUUGGUGGACGGCGUUCGGUGGGACUACCUGGACGAACAGCAUCUUCCAGGGUUCAAGGCCCUUUCAGAGCAUGGGGUCAAGGCUCAGUAUGUAGUUCCCGUAAUGCCGGCGAAUUCAUAUCCCAAUUGGUACAGCAUCGUGACAGGUCUGUACGGCGAAGAUCACGGCUUUGUGCAGAAUUACAUGUACGACGAAAGGCACAACGAUUUCUUCUUGAUGUCUCCUCACCCAAACGCAUCUCUACCGCACUGGUGGCAACAUGCAGAGCCCAUAUGGAUCACCGCAGAGAAGAAUGGCCUACGGACAGCCAUGUACUACUGGGACGGCUGCCAGGUGGAAUUCCAAGGCAGACGGCCCACAUUGUGCAUUCCAUACAAGAACUACUGGGGAUGGAACAGUGUCAGCAACGACACGCGGUUGGUCUUUGACUCCCUUCUAAACAGCUUCCAUAAUGAUACCCUGGAUUUCGGUCUGGUAUACUACGAAGGUGUUGAUGCUCAUGGUCAUAGUUCGGGACCAGACUCCGCACAACGUCGAAGAUCCUUAAGGGAUAUUGACUCGCUACUCCUGCACCUCCAGAAUGAAAUACGUAGAAGAUACAUGGAGCAUCAGGUAAGCCUUGUGGUAGUGUCAGACCACGGUAUGACCAACACAGACGUCAAGAAAGGCACCAAGGUUAUCGACAUUGAACCCCUUAUCGACUACAACGACAUUCACAACAUGUUGGAUGGCGGUUCCUUCGCAAUGCUCAGGCCAUAUCCAGACAAGGUUGACAAGGUGUAUCAUUCGCUAAAAUCCGCUAAUAUCGAGGGAUUAAAUGUCUUCAAGAAGAAUCACCUGCCGAGGUUGUAUCACUUGAAAAGGAGCUAUCUUACACAACCUCUGGUGCUUACGGCUGAUGUUGGCUACGUCAUCAAAAGGAUGUCGAAUCCUGACAAAAUGAUGCCUGUGCAUUCGAGUUUCUAUAAGGGGAGUCACGGAUACGAUCCGCUGCGACUUGAUGACAUGCGCACAAUUUUUCUGGCAAGAGGUCCAGGUCUGAAGAAGGGGUUUAUGAACGAACCAGUUCGUAUGGUGGACCACUAUAACCUGAUGUGUCUCCUGUUGGGUAUACGACCGAAUGCUAACAGCGGGAACUUUGCUGCUGUGCUACCCAUGCUAUCCAGCAACAAUUUUGGUUAACGGACCGCUUCCAACUGCAUGUAGUCUUUCGGCACCGUCUUUCGAGGAGCUCCAACCGCCAGGCGGGCGCUCUGUUUGCCUACCAGGGAAGUUAGCCGUAAGAUACAGAUGGAGACGGUCAUUAGAGCCAUCUUUCUGGAACAACCAGUGUUUUGAAUGGCGGCCUGGUUACUCGCACAUUUGUAUGUGAAAGUGUUUCCGUGGUGUCUUGCAAGCAGCUUAAAAAAAAAAGAAGAAAAGUGUCUGAAUGCCAGGUAACUAGCGCCCAUAUAUGCAUGAUUUAGGGCAAUGCCUAUAACUGAACGAGAGCGUUUUUAUUUCUUUCACUUUUUACUUAUUUUACGUAUAAGUGUGAAUUCUUAAAAAUGCCUUUUCUCCCGUG
Molecule: messenger RNA, 1904 nt
Organism: Ornithodoros turicata
Lineage: Eukaryota; Metazoa; Arthropoda; Arachnida; Ixodida; Argasidae
Product: glycerophosphocholine cholinephosphodiesterase ENPP6-like
Exons: 8
Coding region: 212-1522 (436 amino acids)
Source: RefSeq, a predicted model, not a curated record